UUCCUUCAACUCUAAAACCAACCGAAGCCUAGCCAUUGAACAUAACUUUUCUAGCGGAUAGCGGUCCCGUGUCUUUUUCCGUGACACCAGCCCAUUGUAAAUCAAACCCACCUUCUCUUCGCAAAACUUAUAUUAAUACCUACUCCAAAACCUUUGAAAACUCACCAAAUUACUUCAUCUUCAACAUUAACAUCAAUUAUUUCAUAAAGUUCCCUACCCUUGCUUUUUUUAAUCAUUUUGUUACAAAAAAGUCUACUGCAUGGAAGCUGGUAACAAAAUCGGUUCAUCAGCAUAUCCCACUUCCUUACCCCCUCCGGUCCGUGGGGGUGGCUCGAGUGGCACCCUGGGAUGCCACUUGGCAAGGCGGCUCGUGGAGAUUGGUGUGAAGGAUGUGUUCUCAGUUCCUGGUGACUUCAACUUGACCCUCUUGGAUCACCUCAUAGCAGAACCCGAGCUGAACCUGAUCGGAUGCUGCAACGAGCUUAACGCCGGAUAUGCUGCUGAUGGCUAUGCACGUGCUAAGGGCGUGGGGGCCUGCGUUGUGACUUUCACUGUUGGAGGCCUCAGUGUGCUUAACGCUAUUGCUGGUGCUUAUAGUGAGAAUUUGCCGGUGAUUUGCAUAGUUGGAGGGCCUAAUUCUAAUGACUACGGGACCAACCGGAUAUUGCAUCACACUAUUGGGUUGCCUGAUUUUAGCCAAGAACUAAGAUGCUUUCAAACGGUCACCUGUGCCCAAGCUGUGGUCAAUAACUUGGAUGAUGCACAUGAGCUUAUAGAUACUGCGAUAUCAACAGCUUUGAAGGAAAGCAAGCCGGUUUACAUUAGUAUCAGCUGCAAUUUGCCUGGAAUUCCUCAUCCAACAUUUGAUAGAGAGCCAGUGCCCUUCUUUCUUGUUCCAAAGGUAAGCAAUCAAUUAGGAUUAGAAGCAGCUGUGCAAGCUACUGCUGAUUUUCUGAACAAAGCUGUGAAGCCUGUCCUAGUAGGUGGACCCAAAUUAAGGGUUGCAAAGGCACAAGAAGCCUUUGUAGAGCUUGCAGAUGCCAGUGGGUAUCCAAUUGCUGUAAUGCCCUCGGCCAAGGGAUUGGUGCCAGAACACCAUCCACACUUUAUUGGAACAUAUUGGGGUGCUGUUAGCACCAGCUUUUGCGCGGAGAUAGUGGAAUCUGCUGAUGCCUAUGUUUUUGUUGGCCCGAUCUUCAACGAUUACAGCUCUGUAGGUUACUCUUUACUGAUCAGGAAGGAGAAAGCAAUCAUGGUGGAGCCUAAUCGUGUGACUAUAGGCAAUGGUCCUUCUUUGGGCUGGGUUUUCAUGACUGACUUCUUAAGUGCAUUAGCCAAGAAGCUGAAGAGAAACAGCACUGCUGUGGAGAACUAUAGGCGAAUCUUUAUCCCUCCAGGCAUGCCUCUGAAGCAUGGGGAUGAUGAGCCUCUGAGAGUCAAUGUUCUCUUUAAGCACAUUCAGGAGAUGCUAAGUGGAGACACUGCAGUUAUUGCUGAAACUGGAGACUCAUGGUUCAACUGUCAGAAGCUCCGUCUUCCAGAGAACUGCGGUUAUGAAUUCCAGAUGCAGUAUGGAUCCAUUGGUUGGUCAGUUGGUGCCACACUUGGAUAUGCUCAGGCUGCUAAAGACAAGCGUAUAAUUGCUUGCAUUGGUGAUGGUAGUUUCCAGGUGACAGCUCAAGAUAUUUCAACAAUGAUCCAAUGUGGACAAAGAAACAUUAUAUUUCUUAUCAAUAAUGGAGGCUAUACAAUUGAAGUUGAGAUUCAUGAUGGCCCUUACAAUGUUAUCAAGAACUGGAAUUACAGUGGCCUUGUUGAUGCCAUCCAAAAUGGUGAAGGCAAAUGCUGGACAACCAAGGUGCGAACAGAGGAUGAACUGAAAGAAGCAAUCGCCACAGCAACAGGAGAAAAAAAGGAUUCAUUAUGUUUCAUUGAAGUUUUUGCACACAAAGAUGACACUAGCAAAGAGCUGCUGGAAUGGGGAUCCAGAGUUUCCUCUGCUAACAGCCGUCCUCCAAAUCCUCAGUAGAGGCAAAUUUGAAGCACCAUAAGCUUGAAAUAAGAUAGAAGGAUAGAAUUAGUUGACCUGGAUAAGAUUUCUGUCAAUCUUGUUACUGCAUUAUACUUUGUAAAUUGUAGCAAUUGAUUCUAAUUACUCUGUGUUGACAUGUUAAGCCGUUUCUGUUUCUUUUACAUGAUCGUCAUGAAGCUGCUGUAGGAAGGGAUACAAAUAAUAAAGCUUGAAUGCCUUAACUAGGUCCAGUGUUUUGGAGG
This is a messenger RNA of Durio zibethinus, 2274 nucleotides long. Its product is annotated as pyruvate decarboxylase 1-like. Gene Ontology annotation, molecular function: thiamine pyrophosphate binding; magnesium ion binding; pyruvate decarboxylase activity. NCBI's taxonomy places the organism in Eukaryota, Viridiplantae, Streptophyta, Magnoliopsida, Malvales, Malvaceae. The record is from RefSeq and is a predicted model, not a curated record. Gene Ontology annotation, cellular component: cytosol.